This is a messenger RNA of Kockovaella imperatae, 2598 nucleotides long. Its product is annotated as MCM2/3/5 family-domain-containing protein. The transcript has 7 exons. Lineage: Eukaryota; Fungi; Basidiomycota; Tremellomycetes; Tremellales; Cuniculitremaceae. The record is from RefSeq and is a predicted model, not a curated record. Gene Ontology annotation, molecular function: single-stranded DNA helicase activity; single-stranded DNA binding; ATP binding. Gene Ontology annotation, cellular component: nucleus; MCM complex. Gene Ontology annotation, biological process: double-strand break repair via break-induced replication; mitotic DNA replication initiation. Bases 1 to 2598 code for a protein of 865 amino acids.
AUGAGAGCUAGAGGGAGAGCGAGAGAUCGGGCAGACGACGAGGAUGAUGAAGAGGGAGAGGAUCUAUUCGGAGAAACAAUGGUCAACGAUUACGAAUCCAACGCUGCGCUCGACACAUACUCUCAAGCGGAUAUCGAUGACCGAUCGUCCAUAGCUGAGAUGACUCGAAACGAACGAUUGGCAGCUGAACGGUCGAUGGAUCGAAGAGAUCGCGGACUUGGAGGUCGUCGAGCGGGUCGUCGGGAUCAUAUGCCGGCAUUCCUACAGAGUGACGACGAUGAUGCGGAGGGCUACGGUGAGGGUUUAUUGAGCGGCGUCAAUGUAAGGAGGCGGAGAAGACAAUACGAUGAGCGCAUGGAUGAGGACGAUGCCGAAGAGGAAGAGGAGAUGUCGCUUGAACACCUGGGGGAUGUCAAGGCUGGAUCUAUCGCCGAAUGGGUGGCCUUUGAGAAUGUUCGUCGGGCCAUCCAGAAGCAUUUCAGAAGUUUUCUCAUGACGUACGUUGAUGAGAAGGGGCAUUCAGUAUAUGGUCAACGUAUCAAGCAUCUCGGAGAGGUCAACUCCGAGUCCCUUGAGGUAUCCUUUAUCCACCUUGCCGAUUCUCGACCUAUCCUCGCUUAUUUUUUGGCCAAUUCGCCUCAGCCGAUGCUCGCUCUCUUUGACGAAGUGGCUCUCGACGCCAUUCUCCUGUAUUACCCGUCUUAUGAUCGUAUCCACUCCGAGAUCCAUGUGAGGAUCACCGAACUGCCCACAUCUACUUCUCUCCGUGAACUCCGACAGAGCAACCUCAAUUGCCUCGUCAAAGUCUCCGGAGUCGUCACGAGACGGACGGGUGUAUUCCCUCAGCUCAAAUACGUCAAGUUUGACUGUAGCAAGUGCAAUGCCGUGCUAGGCCCUUUCUUCCAGGAUACGAACAAGGAGGUCAAAAUCACUUUUUGCUCUGGUUGCGAAUCACGCGGACCAUUCAGCGUCAAUUCGGAGCAGACUGUGUACAGGAAUUACCAGAAGAUGACUCUUCAAGAGAGUCCCGGGUCCGUUCCUGCCGGUCGGUUGCCGAGGCAUCGGGAGGUCAUCCUGCUAUGGGACCUUAUCGACGUUGCCAAACCAGGAGAGGAGAUUGAGGUCACUGGUAUCUAUCGGAACAAUUUCGACGCUUCGCUCAACACCAAGAAUGGCUUCCCGGUGUUUAGCACUGUCCUCGAGGCCAAUCACAUCAACAAGAAGGAGGACCUCUUCGCCGCGGUCAGACUGACUGAGGAAGACGAAAAGAUGAUACGAAAUAUGGCAAAAGACGAGCGUAUCUCAAAACGAAUCAUCAAAUCCAUCGCUCCAUCCAUCUACGGUCACGACGACGUGAAGACGGCCAUCGCCCUGUCUCUCUUUGGUGGUGUGCCGAAGGAUAUCAACCGAAAGCAUCGAAUCCGAGGAGACAUCAACUGUCUUUUACUGGGUGAUCCCGGUACUGCCAAAUCUCAGUUCUUGAAAUACGUUGAAAAGACUGCGAAUCGAGCCGUAUUCACGACUGGCCAGGGUGCGUCAGCCGUUGGUCUCACCGCGUCCGUUCGUAAAGAUCCCAUCACUCGAGAAUGGACCUUGGAGGGUGGAGCUUUGGUCCUGGCCGAUAAGGGACAUUGCCUGAUUGACGAAUUUGACAAGAUGAACGAUGCGGAUCGAACGUCUAUUCACGAAGCGAUGGAACAGCAAUCCAUAUCCAUCUCAAAAGCUGGUAUUGUGACUUCCCUCCAGGCUCGAUGUGCCAUCAUCGCAGCUGCCAACCCUAUCCGAGGAAGGUACAAUCCGACCAUUCCGUUCCAACAGAACGUCGAGUUGACAGAGCCCAUCCUGUCUCGAUUCGACGUGCUCUGCGUCGUCAAGGAUGCCGCUGAUCCGGUCCAAGAUGAAAUGUUGGCCAAAUUUGUGGUUGGAAGUCAUCUCCGAAGUCAUCCACAAUUCGCACCUGAAGAGGACGAGGUUAACGUCGCGACCAGCAUUGAUGCGGACAUCAUUCCGCAAGACGUGCUGCGGAAGUACAUCAUGUACGCCAAAGAACACAUUCAACCUAAAUUGCAACAACUGGAUCAAGACAAAUUGGCCAGGCUAUACGCUGAUCUCCGAAGGGAAUCCCUUGCGACUGGCUCCUUCCCCAUUACCGUUCGUCAUCUCGAGUCAAUGAUCCGAAUGAGUGAAGCGAGUGCGAAGAUGAACCUGAGAGAUUAUGUCCGAAGCGACGACAUCGACCUUGCUAUUCAAGUGACUGUCGGAUCAUUUGUCAAUGCCCAGAAGAUGAGCAUCAAGAAGACUCUAGAGAGGGGCUUCAGGAGAUAUGUGCAUCAAGCGACAGACAACCAAGAGCUUGUCUCGUUCAUUCUGGGUCAGAUGAUCAAGGAAAAAGUCCAACUCUACCGUCAUCAACGUGGGGAGAACCCUCCUUCGGUAUCAAUCAAAGUCAAUGCUUUGGAGGGUCGUGCAAAGGAAUUGGAGAUUUACGAUGUUGGACCAUUCUUAAAGAGCAAAUUGUUCAUCGCCAAUGGCUACAAGGUCGUCCCCGGGGAGGCUGGAGGGAGCGUCGAAAAGGUAUUUGCAACCGAGGUCUUGUAA